AUGCCUAAUCUUUUUCCUAUUAGAGCCAAGUUUCUUUCAGCUCCAACCUCUAAACGAUUGAGCAAUCUGUCGUGUUUGGAACUGAGAAAGGAGAUUCAAGAGGCUUCUAGAAGGAAUCUUAAGAUGAAUUUAAUUUGGAAUCAAUUUAUGUAUGAAAUUUGCGACAGAGUGGCCAACUAUUCAAAUACACCUAAGUCCGAAAAGGUUGACAAAUUCACAUCAACCGAUAUAUCGCUAAUAUUCUCAUCAUUUUCAACCCUGAAGAAGAAUAAUAAGAAGUUUUACAACUAUUUAUUAGAGUGUGUAAACAAUGACUCGGACACGUACAACGUGCGGGACGUAGCAAUUCUGUACAAUAGUUUGACCAGGCUGAAGGUGUCAAAUGAGUUUGUGUUUGACAGUUUAAACCAAGUGAUACUGAGUAAAUUGAAUAGUAAAAUAUCGGAGAAGGUAAGCAUGAAUUUGUUGUUAAGGGACAUAUCGCUGUUGUUAAAUGCGUUACUGGAGUUAAAUAUGCGGAAGGUGAAGGACAUAUUUGUAAAAUGCUCCCUUAUUUUGUCCAGUAGAAUUAAGUACAUCAGUAACUUGCACACAUUGACGCUGCUGUUGUACUCGUACUCAAGGCUAUCUUAUACAAUUGACGCGGACAGUAGCACUGCACCAGCAUUGCAAGAUUGCAAAAAGAACAGGAUAAUACAGGGGUACGAAAAGAGGUUAACAGUGAGCGAGUACGAGUACAUAAUCUUAACGGAUGUUACCAUGGCACUGUUGUCAAAAUGCUCAGAUUUGCUUUUGCAAAUGAGGCCAACAGAUUUACUGUACUUCUACAGGUCGUUCUUGAACCUGUUUUUUAACUCGCCAGAAAGUAAAAGGAACAUAUACUCAAACGUAGUUAAGCUGUAUAAAGUGCACAAUCAAAUACUGCAGGUCAAAUUGGAGUUCCAAACACGGGAACUUUUGACUUUAUUACAACUAUUAAAAUCCUCGUACGAUAUUUUACUGGAUAACAAAUGCGAAAUGACUACACUAGAAAUAUAUAAAAAUAACCUGAACCUAGUUAAGAAGAUAAAGGAUGAGUUGGUAUACAGAGUUAAGGUCAUGUCAAUAGCGGACUGCAUUAACUUUAUGAGUUUGCUCGAUAAGGAUGACCACAAUAUUGAGCUUUUGUUCAGAAGACUUUACGACAAACUUAACAGAGAAACAAACUGGGAGUCAUACACAAACAAGGACCUGUUUGCCAUUCUGGAUAAGGUGGCCCAGAGAGCUGAGAAGUAUGUGAGUGACAAUAUGAAGAUGCUAGUCGGCGUAAUAAUAAAGAAGACGUCCAGGAUUAUAAAGUUGAAAGAGCUGUGUAGCAUCCUGGAGACAUCGUCGGUACUGGGAAUUAAGUCGAACAGCUUAUUUAAAAAAUUGGCGACACUAGAGUGCAGAUGCUACAACCUGGACCCUGAACAAAUCUUUAUAGCUUUCCACAACUCAGUACUGCUUGGAUAUGUUGAAGUAGCAGACAACCUGAUGCCGCACCUAUUCAAGGUCACUGACCCUAGCCACUCAGCACUGUUGCUCCUGGACUUAGCUUCACUGGAAUUCAAUUCACUGAGAAAAGUAAACACGGACACAUUAGAGCAUUUGAAUUCGAACAUACGCAAUGCCAGUGUCGAUAGAGAUGAUAGUUACCGCAAAAGUCUCCUGACAUACUUUUCGUACUUUAACAUAGCCAAUAUUCGAGGUAGUAAUGGCAAAAUUAACACCAACAAUAGUAAUAUUAGUAGCUGCGAUGACGCUAAUUCCCCUUAUGAAGACAAUAGCGAUGGUUUGGAUGUUGAUUUUAUGCGAUUGAGUUGUCAUUAUGUUGACAGCAAUUUGAACGUAGUUGAAUAUAAGAGCCUACUUGAUGAGUUUAUAGAAGACUUUGGAGUUUUUAUAAGUAAAUUUGAUGCUAAAAGCCGAUUAAAACGGGAUGUAAAAGUAGGUGGAUUCAUAUUUCCAGCUGCUGUAGAAGCAGAUUCUAAAAUUGUAGCAAUAGUACCACUUUUUGAUGAUUUUUACAUGACAAACAGCAAAAUGUUAAAAUUGUCAAAGUACACACAACUGAGAUUGUUGGAUUAUCUACAAAUUAAGCACAUGUGUAUAGAUUUACAAAAUUACAGGACGCAAGACGACAAAAAUAACGCAUUGGCAAAUAUACUGCAACAAACUUACACAUUAUUAAAUAAAAGAAAAAAUAAAAAAGAAACCACUAAAAUAAAAAAUACUGAAUAUAAAGUAGAAACAACUUUAGAGAGAAAUACCAUGAAACAUCUCAAUAACUUCGAUAGAUUUAGAAUGUUAGUAUCAACAACCGUGUAA
Molecule: messenger RNA, 2349 nt
Organism: Theileria orientalis strain Shintoku
Lineage: Eukaryota; Apicomplexa; Aconoidasida; Piroplasmida; Theileriidae
Exons: 6
Coding region: 1-2349 (782 amino acids)
Source: RefSeq, a predicted model, not a curated record